AUGUUCGUGUAUGGUUUCUUGAUGGCUGCGUGCUGUAUGGUUUGCUUCGUCGUUGUUGUCUACGGAAAAGGCAACGGUGAUUUGGGUAGUGAUUGCAACUCGACCUCUGCAGACAAGCAUAUUUGUAAUUUGGUUUUCAGGGGCAGAUCGGCGGCUUUUGGUGCUUUCACUUGGUGUGCCCUCAUUUUGGCUUGGGAAUGUAUCCAUCCAACUAACUCCUUACUCAAAAUGAACCCAGAUUCUGAACAUUCGUGGUGGAAACAAACUAUCACUGAGCUUUGGUCCAACCAAUUCUUGUUCUGGUCGAUCAUUGGUGGCUUCAUCUCUGUGUUCCCAGUGGUCUACAUUCCCGUGAUCAAUACCAAAGUAUUUUUGCACGCACCAAUUGGUUAUGAAUGGGGUGUUGCCGUUGCCUUCACUGUAUUGUAUUUCUUGGGAUCAGAAGGAUGGAAGUGGAUGAAGAGAAUUUACUUCCGCAAAUGGAGCAAGAAGGUGAAGAAUCCCGAGUAUGAGUUGGAGAGAAGCGACCCUUUUAAGAAGUACGCAUCAUUCUCCAGAUCCAAUACCAUGGAUCCCGACAUGUUGGCAUAA
Messenger RNA from Clavispora lusitaniae ATCC 42720, 591 nucleotides. The record is from RefSeq and is a predicted model, not a curated record. Lineage: Eukaryota; Fungi; Ascomycota; Pichiomycetes; Serinales; Metschnikowiaceae.